AGCUUCGUUCAGAUCUCGUACCCAAUCAGGGUACGCCGGCGCAACGGCCCGCGCGCCAACGACCGGCCAUCUUGUGUAACAAGGGGCACGCCAAGCCUCAUCCUACCUCGAACCUCCGACGAGUGCGGACCUCUGUUUUAUGUGUGCGACAGUGUACUUAUGUGAAUAGACUUCAGUAUUCUGAUAUUGGUGUCAACUCAUUCCAAGUCUAACUUAUCCUAGUGUGACUGUGGAGAAAUCUUACUGGGGGCUCAGCCGACCGACGACGACCUGCCAUGAACAGUGACCGCAUGGAAAGUGAACCCCAACUGGGACCAUCUAACGCGAACGCGUCACCGCAACCGGUAGCGUUAUCGCAGCAACGGGCGACAGCCAAUCCAUGGAAUUUCCUCAUGCUAAACGCCAUUCGUACGUACGCGACAGCGAACGGGAUUCCAAACGCUAACGAAGUGCCACGCGAUGAACUCAUCAGCGCACUUCAAGCCAGAGGCGCAACGCCACUCAACAUCAUUCUCGGCUCACCGCCGGAUUAUCAAACGGGACCCGGGUCUACAGAACUGCUAGCAUGGUCGUUGCUGCGCAGACGCGUGGACUACCCGCACCAGUCGCCCAACGAAAGUAUUGAAAUGUACCUACGACGCCUGGACACCGCCUUUAAACACGACGGAACGCCAAACUUCACGCGAGUCGACUGCCUAAUCGGGCACUCCCAGCCGAAAGUAGCGGAAGCAGCACAACUCCUAUACGACCAAGGAUUCGAGGACUACGACGUCAUCGCGGAGAAGCUCAAGGCCAGGUUUGGUUUAUCCCCAUUUGAACACUUUACCAGGUUCCAGCAGUUCCGACCGGCGUCCAACGAGCUAUUUUCACAGUUCGGUCCACGCCUAAGCGACAAAUACCUCCGAUAUCUCGCCUUACCACCCAACGAGGUCGGGCUACAUGAGACCGCCAUCAUGCGGGCUCUUAUCGGACAACUAUUGUCCAUCACCACCGGCGGGCUUCACGCUCAACUACACGCGCGGGCGACAGCCGACCGCUCCCUCACAUGGGACAAAUGCCUGGCGAUAGCCGACGAAUACAGACGGACGCAUCCGGCUACACCAAAACCGGCCGCAUCACCGGCACCGCAAUCACCCGCCAACCGCCCACCCCAGACGACGGCAUCCGGAGUCACGAAAUACUACUGCGACAAUCACCAGCGGUAUGUGUUCCACAGCACGGCGGAGUGCACGAUGUCACGCACGAGCUCACGGGCAUCCACGCCGUCCACAACGGCUAACAGACGCCCCCUGCAAAGCUGUUCAUUUCAUCCGGGGCGCAUGGUCGCACAUUCAACCGAGGAAUGCCGGAACAACCCGGCAAACCAGGACAUACCGCAGCAACAUGUCCGGGAAACGGGAAGAUCGGGCAGUGACGGCUGUCCUCUGCUCGAUCCCCACGCCCACAGACGACAGCCUGACCAUCAUCAUCACCAUCAAAAACAAACGGGUGACCGCCCUGAUCGACACCAUUGUUACAACACAUCAUCGACAAUUACACCCGCGCGGAUGCAGCGAUUCCUGGGCCUCGCCACCUACCUACGAGCCCAUGUGCCGACCAACUUCGCACAAUUGGAGAAAGUCCUACGACUUACAAUCCCAGUCAAACCGGCGACAGCCAUCAUCUGGUCACCAGAGGCGACUGAAGCGUUUGAAGCGCUAAAACAAGCGAUAGCAAACGCCGCUCGGCUGGAACGGUUCGACCCAGCAUGGGACACCGAAAUCCACUGCGAUGCGUCCGCAUCCGCAAUAGGGGCCAUCCUCGUCCAAAUC
Molecule: messenger RNA, 1811 nt
Organism: Notodromas monacha
Lineage: Eukaryota; Metazoa; Arthropoda; Ostracoda; Podocopida; Cyprididae
Source: the annotation of a GenBank genome assembly